CCCACGUGUCGAAUGGUCAUGAAAGCCCCUCGCAUUCUACGCAUAAAAGCGCGAUAGCAAUCUAAUUUUCCAAUAAUGUGUGGUGGGAGGCCGCUUAGACCGCUUAGACCGCUGGCUUGCGUCACUGUCCGGUCAAUGAAUCUGUAUCGGGGGUUUUCAUCGGGAGUCCUCCGGGACUUCCUACGGGUCUCCCGGAAUCGGCUUCGCAUUAAGCCAUGAACAGUUUGGAUAAUGACGGCCCGGCGGGAGAGGCUUGGCUAGAGUAUUCAAAUAUCGUCCUUAGGUCCCUCUAUCUCACUCAGAAAGACAAGUCUGCUCUCAGUUUCUCAUCCCCGGCCAAGUCCUGUCUGUCCAACUCAGACGUCCACUCUUUCACGCCAUGCUGCAACAACUUGCCGUCCUCGCCUCGGCGGUGGGCAUUUGCCAUGCAACAACUCAGAUCGUCACCGGCGCCACUCUUUUCGUCGGAAACUCAACACCCAUCGUCAACACCUCAUAUGCCCAGUUCCAAGGCAGGAACGACGACAGGACCGGCACAUCGAACUAUCUUGGGAUUCCUUAUGCUACUGCCGCGAGAUUUAACCACUCGGUACUAGCCGAGACCGUCGUCCCCGGCGUGCAAAACGUCUCAGCCUACGGCGUCGUCUGCCCGCAGCACGAGCUCCCCUCCUCCAUCGAUCCCUCCGUGCUACCCCUCGGCAGCCUAUCCGGCACCCUCGUCGCCGCACUCUCGCAGUCGACCCUAGAGCAGGGAGAGGACUGCCUCUCGAUCAACAUCCACGUGCCGCAGAAUACGAGCAGCACCGCCGGUCUCCCCGUGCUAGUGUGGAUACAUGGCGGCGGCUUCGAGGCUGGCGCGGGCGGCUCACUGAUGCAAGCCGACGUCGAAAACCCGGGAGUGGUCUACGAGGCUGCCAACAUUGUCGAGCGAAGUGUUGCCAUGGGACAGCCCGUCAUCGUGGCCUCAAUCAACUAUCGGUUGAACCACUUCGGCUUCAGCGCUUCUGAGGAGCUGGCUUCCGCUGGCUUGCUCAACCUAGGCUUUGGUGAUCAGCGUAACGCUUUGCGCUGGGUCCACAAGCAUAUUGCCUCGUUUGGCGGUGACGCCGAUAAGGUUACUAUCUGGGGCGAGAGCGCCGGCAGUUGGUCAGUGGCUGCGCAUCUCGUGGCCAACGACGGCGACAACGAGGGUCUCUUCCGGGCGGCUGUUGGGAGCUCCGGCGGACCGCUCAAGGUUGAUGGCCCUGAGAGACAACAGGAAACUUUUGACUCUCUGGCUAGUUACGUUGGUUGCAAUGAUGCCACGGACGUGAUCGCCUGCUUGAGGGAAGCCUCCUACGAUGACAUCUACACUCACAUGCAAACGGUGCCAUACUUCCUCGGCUAUAACAGCUUGGCCUCAUCGUGGACCAUCCGCCCCGAUGGCGAGGUCUUCACAGACAGCCCCGACAAGCUGGUGAGCGCGGGAGCCAUCGCCAACGUUCCUCUUCUCUGGGGCGACAUGCGGGACGAAGGCACCCUUUUCUCGCUCAUCAACGCCGCCAGCACCACCACCGACGACGAAGUGAUGGACUACUUCCUGAGAACCUGGUGGCCCAACGCCACCGACGCGCAGCUCGAGCAGAUUCUAACGCUGUACCCGGCCAACCAGACGGCCGGCUCACCUUUCGGCACGGACGAGAACAACGCGCUAUACACGCAGUUCAAGCGCAUCUCGGCCAUCACUGGUGACUACAGCUUCGAGAGCCAGCGACGGCAGCUACUUGAUGCCGCGCCGGCGCUGCCCGCGGCGGUCCUGGAUGGCUCGGCGACGCUAGGCGACGUCACGGCGGCUGAUUAUGCCGAUGCCGAUGCGCUCGAGGCGAUCCCGUAUCUUGGAAGCUUCCACGCGAGUGAUGUCGUGUUGAACUUUUUUGGCACGCUGCCGGCGAACAACUCCCGCCACAUGAUGGGCACGCUGAUUGCGUUUGUCAACAACCUGGACCCCAACAAGCACGACAUGAGUGAUGUACCUACUUGGCCGCAGUACGAGUCGACUAGCAGGUCAACGAUUCUGUGGAGCGAAACUGGCGCUGAAAUUGUGGCCGAUGACUAUCGUGAGGAGGCGAUCGCGUAUUUGAACGAGAUCGGGGAUUCUCUGCGUAUUUGA
This is a messenger RNA of Colletotrichum godetiae, 2149 nucleotides long. RefSeq names its product sterol esterase. The transcript has 3 exons. Lineage: Eukaryota; Fungi; Ascomycota; Sordariomycetes; Glomerellales; Glomerellaceae. Bases 380 to 2149 code for a protein of 589 amino acids. The record is from RefSeq and is a predicted model, not a curated record.